Messenger RNA from Macadamia integrifolia, 2935 nucleotides. RefSeq names its product probable LRR receptor-like serine/threonine-protein kinase At4g37250. Gene Ontology annotation, biological process: protein phosphorylation. Lineage: Eukaryota; Viridiplantae; Streptophyta; Magnoliopsida; Proteales; Proteaceae. The record is from RefSeq and is a predicted model, not a curated record. Bases 428 to 2740 code for a protein of 770 amino acids. The transcript has 3 exons. Gene Ontology annotation, molecular function: receptor serine/threonine kinase binding; ATP binding; protein kinase activity.
GUCCUCCGAUGACCUUUUCUUUCUUCCUUCCUUUUAAACUUCCCUAGGACUUUCCCUUUCACACCUGCAAUCACGGCUAAAACUCGAAACAUGAAUUUGAAGAAACUGUAACUGUGAUUUUAUGUAAUCAAGUGGAAGGAGCUACUCAUCUCGGUGUCCUGUAGCAAGGGAGUCUGAGAUUCGGUUUGUACUAUCUCCAGGUACAAAGUGGUGGUGGCUUUUCUUCUGGGGGAGAACAGAUCCAGAGGUUUUGGGUUUGGUCUUGUGGUGAACUUUUCUUUCUCCCCAACAACCCUCUUAACUGUCUCAAUUCACAUUGGCUCUGAGAUCAUGAAUCUCAGUUCCAUUGUUUCUUUUCUGUAAAAAUUUCCAUAUUGAUUUGGUCACCAAACGAUGUCGUUGAGAUGAUGCAUCAUUGGGAGAAAGCAUGAGUUCCGGAAGCAGCGGUCUUCGUUUGUGGUGGAGAUUUACUGCUUUCCUUCUUCUUCUGGGUCGGUCACUUGGGCUCACUACUGACGGAAUUCUUCUACUUUCCUUCAAGUACUCUGUUCUCAGUGACCCUCUAUCAGUGUUGGGGAGCUGGAACUACGACGACGACACGCCCUGCUCAUGGAACGGAGUUAUGUGCACAGGAAUCGCGACUGCUAGUAUGGGCGAUGCGCUUCGAGUAAUCAGUUUGGCUCUCCCAAACAGUCAGCUUCUGGGUUCUGUUCCGCCUGACCUGGGUAUGAUCGAACACCUUCGGCAUCUCGAUCUCUCCAAUAAUUCACUCAAUGGGACACUACCGGCCUCGCUGUUCAACGUUUCCGAGCUUCAAUCACUCGCACUCUCCAACAAUGUCAUUUCUGGUUCGUUGCCGGAGUCCGUCGCUGGACUCAAGAGCCUUGAAUUUCUCAACUUAUCCGGCAAUGCCUUGUCGGGAUUGAUCCCUGACAAUCUCACUACUCUUCCCAAUCUCACCGUUCUCUCCCUCAGCAACAAUUACUUCUCUGGCGGUGUGCCCAGCGGGUUUCAAGCUCUAGAAGUUCUUGAUCUGUCGUCUAACCUCAUUGACGGAUCGUUGCCUGCAGAAUUCUGUGGAGAUAAACUCUGGUACUUCAAUCUCUCCUACAAUAGACUCUCUGGAGCGAUACCGCCAGGUUUUGGGAAGGGAAUACCAGCUAAUGCUACUCUUGACCUAUCUUUCAAUAAUCUAAGCGGGAAAAUCCCAGAAUACAGAGCCUUUUUUGAUCAGAAGAUGGAGUCUUUUGCCGGGAACCCUGAUUUAUGUGGGAAACCGCUAAAGAAACUGUGUUCAACUCCUUCUACGCCCUCCACUGCCCCAAAUGUCUCCAAUGCCACCUCUCCGGCAAUUGCAGUGAUGCCCAAGACCAUAGACUCAACCCCUGUAACUGGGUCAGCCGGGAAUGCGACAAAUGGUAUUCAAGGCACUCAACAACAGCAGGGGCAGAGCGGGCUUAGACCAGAAGCGAUAGUGGGCAUCGUUGUAGGGGAUUUGGCGGGAAUAGGGAUACUGUCAAUGAUUUUGCUGUAUGUGUACCAAUUGAUGAAGAAAAGGAAGGCGAGCAUCACAGGCGCUGGAGAGAAGAAAGCGUUAGAAAUGGAAGGAGAAGAGGACCGGUCAUCGACGGAAGGGCUAGGCUGGUCAUGUUUGAGAAAAAAAGGCAUUAGUGAUGAAGACACUUCGCAAACAACGGGUAGUGAAGAGGACGAAGAGGAGCAAGUGAACUACGAUGAGCAACAGAAGAUGCAGCAGAAAAGAGGGUUUCUUGUGACGGUGGAUGGAGAAACGGAUCUGGAACUGGAGACUCUACUGAAAUCUUCGGCUUACAUACUGGGAGCUACAGGGUCAAGCAUUGUGUACAAGGCGGUGCUGGAAGACGGGACGACGCUGGCGGUGAGGAGGAUAGGAGAUAGCGGUCUUGAGAAGUUCAAGGACUUCGACAAUCAGGUCAGGCAAAUCGCCAAACUCCGCCACCCUAACCUAGUCCGCAUCAGAGGCUUCUUCUGGGGUUCCGACGAGAAGCUCAUCAUCUACGACUACGUCCCUAACGGAAGCCUCGCCAACGCCUGUUCCAGAAAACCGGGUUCGUCACCGUAUCAGUUACCGUGGGAGGUGAGGCUUAAGAUAGCAAGAGGAGUGGGAAGAGGGCUAACGUAUCUCCAUGAGAAGAAACACGUCCAUGGGAAUCUGAAGCCCAGUAACAUCCUCUUGGGUGCAGACAUGGAGCCUAUGAUCGGGAAUUUCGGGUUGGAGAGGCUGGUGUGGGUAGGAGAUAACAGCUACAAAGCGGGUGGGUCGGAUAGACAUUUCGGGAUUGGGAGCAAGAGGUCCACACAAGAGCAGCAGGGGCCAGGGGCUAGCCCCAGCACCAGCUCCCUUGGUGGCACCUCCCAAUACAUGGCGCCCGAGUCCCCAAAGAACCUAAAGCCCAACCCCAAGUGGGAUGUCUACUCAUUCGGUGUCAUCUUGCUGGAGCUGCUCACUGGGAAGAUGCUCUCGGAAAGGGAGUUGGUUCAGUGGAACACUGGGUCGUCUGUGGCAGUAGAAGAUAGUAAUCGGGUGCUCCGGAUGGCUGAUGUGGCUAUUCGAGCUGACGUGGAAGUUCUGCUGGCAUGUUUUAAGCUGGGGUUUGCUUGUACGUCCAUGCUACCUCAAAAGAGACCCUCCAUGAAGGAAGUGCUCCAAGUGCUCGACAAAAUACCUUCCUCCUCACAUAAUCAUCUUCUUCAUUACUAAUUAAGAAAGAAAGAUAACGAGGAAAGGUAAUGUUGAUGUGUUUUUUCCCGUGUUUCUUCUAAUUUUUUUUAACUUCAGAGAGUUUUACUAAUUGAUCACUCAAUAGCAGCAGUGAGGGAGUGGACAGAGAGAGAAAGGGUGGAAUAGGAUUGAUUUUGGAAUAAAAGAAUCUGGCCCUCCAUUUUUUUGGGUUAA